AUGAGCGAAAUAUCAAUAAACAAGCAACAGCACUUGGUUGAGAACGCUAAAGUAGACCUUGUUAUAAAGGAGGUACGAGUUGAUCCUCUCAUAGAAAAGCCAGCUGAACCACAGGCACCUGAGAUAAGAAGACAAUUGAAAGAAUCCCGUAUCCCUACGUCGCGCUUGAGUAGGCUUUGGAACUAUGGUGCUUUAGCAACUAGCAUGGGUUUAGGCGCCAUGAAUGAAUCUUUAAAGCGAGCUACUGGUAUUUCCAACCAAAGUUCAGGCUCGGUUCUUUUAAGUGAAAGCAAUGUAAAUAGACUUGUCGAAAAGUUAUCUCGUAUGCGUGGUGCUGCCCUCAAGAUGGGCCAAAUGCUGAGUAUACAAGGCAUUCAAUCAGCUAGUGAUAAAUCAAGUGGAUUACCGCCUCAAUUAGAACAAGUGCUGCUUAGAGUGCAUGAUAGUGCAAACUAUAUGCCAAGGAAGCAAAUGGAGCAUGUCAUGGCUACUGAAUUAGGUAGUGACUGGAAGACAUACUUUAAGGAUUUCGAUCCCGUUCCUAUUGCUGCAGCAUCUAUCGGACAGGUCCACGCUGCAACAUUAGCCUCUAAUGAUCAGCCGAUAGUUAUCAAGAUUCAGUAUCCAGGUGUAGCUGAAUCAAUUGAUAGCGACUUGAGUAGUUUGAAAGCGCUUGUCACCUUUAGUAAUCUACUUCCCAGAGGUCUAUACUUGGAUAACACAAUCAGAGUCACAAAAGAAGAACUCGCUUGGGAAUGCGAUUAUGAACGAGAAGCUGACAAUGCGAUCAAAUUUAAAAAAUUGCUUGAAGGAGAUAAUAGAUACAAGGUACCAACAGUUUAUAAAGAUAUAUCGACAAAACGUGUACUUGUAAGCGAGAGACUAUUUGGCAGAGUCCUCAGUAAGGCAACUGAAGAGUCUCAAGAAUUACGCAACCAGCUAGGUGAACGAUUGCUUCGCCUGUGUCUUCGUGAAGUAUUUUCAUUUAGAUUUAUGCAAACAGAUCCCAACUGGUCCAACUUCUUUUAUAACAAAAACCAGAUUGAGCUAUUAGAUUUUGGAGCAUGCAGAGAAUAUUCAAAAGACUUUUUGAACAAGUACGGACGUAUCCUUUCGUCUGCCGCCAACAAUGACCGCGAAGGAGUGUGGAAGUAUUCAGAAGAAUUAGGAUUCGUAACAGGAUACGAAACAGAAGUAAUGCGCAAUGCACAUAUUGAUAGCGUCAUGGUGUUGGGUGAGCCAUUUAGAAAGACAGCACCAGACAUAUUUGAUUUCUCGAGUCAAACCAUCACUGGAAGAGUACGAGAGACGAUUCCAGUCAUGCUUCGUCAUCGUCUGACACCUCCACCAGACGAGACAUAUGGUCUACAUAAGAAAUUGUCUGGAGCAUUUUUACUUUGCACAAAGCUUGGAAGCAAAUUUGAUACCAAAGCAGUCUGGAAAGAGGAAGUUGAAGGACGCUUUUAUUAG
Rhizopus microsporus ATCC 52813 is the source of this 1470-nucleotide messenger RNA. RefSeq lists its product as uncharacterized. Gene Ontology annotation, molecular function: kinase activity. Gene Ontology annotation, biological process: ubiquinone biosynthetic process. The coding region runs from base 1 to 1470 and encodes 489 amino acids. The record is from RefSeq and is a predicted model, not a curated record. Lineage: Eukaryota; Fungi; Mucoromycota; Mucoromycetes; Mucorales; Rhizopodaceae. Gene Ontology annotation, cellular component: extrinsic component of mitochondrial inner membrane. The transcript has 3 exons.